This is a messenger RNA of Plasmodium relictum, 2715 nucleotides long. Its product is annotated as conserved Plasmodium protein, unknown function. Lineage: Eukaryota; Apicomplexa; Aconoidasida; Haemosporida; Plasmodiidae. The coding region runs from base 1 to 2715 and encodes 904 amino acids. The transcript has a single exon. The record is from RefSeq and is a predicted model, not a curated record.
AUGAAAAAAUUUUUUUUUUUUAUCUUCAUUUUAGUAAUAAUAUACACUUUUGUAUAUAAUAUUAGCAAUGCUCUUGCGUCAAAUGAAAAGGAAAAAUUAAAAUUAAAAAAAAGCAAUGAUACAAAUGUAUCUAUUGUAGUUUUUAGCAUAUCUAAUGAAAUGCUUUAUAUUAACCAACAGCAUUUUGCAAAUGUUAAGAAGUUGCAACAUAUUCUUCUAAUGUGUCUUACAUCAGAAAAUAAAAAACAUAUUUUAGAUAAUCUAGGAAUAGAAAGUAUAAAAUUAUCAUUAUAUGAGAAUUUUAAGAAAGAAAUAUAUAAAAAUUUAAAAAUUUUUUUUCAAUUCAUUAAAAAUAAUUUUGAUUACCUGAAUGAAGUUAUAAAUAAAGAAAAAAAAAAAGAUAAAUUAUCACAGACAUAUUACAUUGAAAAUGAUAAAUUAUUAAAUUUAUUGGAAAAAGUAAUGAACUUUGAUAAAGAAAAUAAUUCCAUAUAUAUUGAAAAAUUACACCAAUUCAAAAAUGUAAUGGAAUGUGUUAAUGUAUCUAUAUCAAUGAAUUUAGAAAAUGAAAAAAAUCCUAUAGUUUUAAUUAUGAAAAUAGAUGAGAAUAAUAAUAAUAUUAGUAUAAAAAUAGAUAACAAUUUGUCAUCAGAAAACAUUAACAGUAUCAGAAAAAAUGAAUAUCUAAAUACUGACAAAAUUCAAAUUCUUCAAAAUAUAUUGUAUCCAUUGAAAACAGGUAAUUUAAUUUUGAGAAGUUCUAAAAGUUUGAAAUGGCCUUUGAAAUAUUUCCGAAAUUUAUGUUCAAGCAAUAAUUAUAAAGUUGCCUCAGAAAAUUGGGUUAAUUAUUUUUAUGAUCACAACGAAACACUAUGCCAUGUAGAAACAUGUGGUUCUGGUGAUUGCUUAUUUUUAACAUUAGAAUAUUUAUUAAGUGAAAAUGGAAUAAGAACAUAUAAUAUAUUUACAAAUGAAAAUAUAAAGGAAAGCAAAUUUAUUAAAUGGUACGUGGAAAAUAUAAAGUCUCCAAACCAAAAAAAAUUUAAUGUUGUUGACUUAAGAUAUAUAACUACCUAUUAUGUUAUAAAAUAUUUCCCAGGAUAUUCAAAUGAAUAUGACAUCGAUGAGUCAUAUAUAAACGAUAAAUUAGAUUUAUUGAUAAAUCUUGAGUUCACAAAUUAUUAUUUAAAAAAAGAAUCAAUUUACGAAAUGAUACAACAUAAAUAUGAAGGAGACAAAUUAAAAGGAAAUGUAUUUCUAUCAACAAUAUCAGAUUUUUUCUCUAAUGUUUUACCAUUUCAUAAUAUAUCACCUUCUUAUAAUGUUAAUAACAAUAAUUAUAAUGAUGAUGACUAUAAUGAUGAUAGUAAUUAUAAUGAUGAUAAUAAUUAUAAUAGUGAUGAUAAUACUGAUAAUAAUAACCAAAAUGACGAUGAUUUUAAUAAUAAUAGUAAUAAUAAUAAUAAUGGCGAUGAUUCUAAUGAUAGAAAUAGCAAUAAUGACAAUGUUUCUAAUGAUAAAAAUAGCAAUAGUGGCAAUGUUUCUAAUGAUAAAAAUAGCAAUAAUGGCAAUGUUUCUAAUGAUAAAAAUAGCAAUAAUAAUGAUAUUUCUAAUGAUAAAAAUAGCAAUAAUAAUGAUAUUUCUAACAAUAAAAAUGGCAAUAGAGAUGAUGAUUAUAAUAAUACAUAUUAUAACCGAGAAUGCACUGAUAGUUGUAAUAAUAAUUCUUUCCUUUCUUAUGAUAAUAAUAAAUAUUAUUCAACGUUUUUACCAGAACAUAAAAAAAUUUUAUCUUACGAUAUACAAGAUGAGAUUAUAAGCUCAAAUGAAAAGGACACUAUUUUAUUAAGUAAAAAUAGAAAUAUUAUAGAUUAUAAUGAAAAUAAAGAUACUAAAUCAAUCAAUAACGCAGAAAGAAAAAAUUAUGAGGAUGAAUAUGAAGACAUUUUACAUGACAUUGAUGACUUUGGUAACAGAAUGUACGAGUUGAUUUUUUUUAAAAUAGUUUCAUUAUCAGAUAAUGAUUUAACUUUAGAUAAAUUAAAAAAAAUUAACAAAAAAAGUUUAACAAAAUUAAAAGGAACAAAUCUGAAAGUGAAAGUUAUUGGAUCUCAUGUAUUUAUGAAGAACAUUGAAGAAGGAAUUAUUCUUCCAUUUUAUAAUUUAGAUAAUAUAAAAAAUAAAUUAAAUAAUCCUUUUAGUAAAAAAAAUUAUGCAAAUAAAGAUUUGCAUGUUGUUGUUAUAAAAACGACUUUUAAUAAAAAUAUAAAAAAUAGUAAUGGAGUAACUACUAGAAGUUUGUUAUUAAGGCAUGACGGAGAUUGUAUUUCUUAUUGGUCAAUAAAGAAUAAUAAAUAUCAUUUUACCAGUGAUAACAAAGUAAUUCAAACUAGCACCUUUCAAGAAAAAGCAUCAGCUUUUUUCUAUGAGAGAACAAGAACUGGUCAAACUCAUUGGGGAGAUGAAAUUGAUUAUGAUGCAUUUCAAAAAAUGUUUAACAUCGGUUUAAUUACAUUUAUAAAUAAUAGUACUGAAUUUUUUUUUUCAAAAGAUACUUUUAAAGAGUAUGAAUUAUAUCUUUUAAUCUAUUUUUACUCAGAUAUUCAUUUUGAGCCUGGAAUUCACAUAAUAGUAAAAGGAAAAAAUACAAGUCUUAAUUCAGCAUAUAAAAAAAAUAAAAUUCCUCUUUCUUUCUUAGAAAUAAUUAAGAAAUAA